Guyanagaster necrorhizus is the source of this 2496-nucleotide messenger RNA. RefSeq lists its product as uncharacterized. The record is from RefSeq and is a predicted model, not a curated record. The coding region runs from base 201 to 2453 and encodes 750 amino acids. The transcript has 12 exons. NCBI's taxonomy places the organism in Eukaryota, Fungi, Basidiomycota, Agaricomycetes, Agaricales, Physalacriaceae.
GUAGAAAGGGAAACAAACAAGUAGCGUGUUGUAAUCAGCAUCCACAACGCCAAUAAUCAUCGUUCUUCUUCAUGGUCCGUUCAUUUAUUUAAGCUGAGUUCCGAGGAUCGUCGUUUCUGGAAAACCGUUUUUUGAGACGAAUUACCUCAUUAUUCUUUCGUUUUCCCAUCUCCGCACAGAACCUCUCGCCCAUCUCCAAAAUGACAGGCAAGAAAUAUGAAGUAGAGGUGGUGAAGGAGGCUCGAAGGACUAGAUUAAACAAAUGGGAAUACCUAACAAAGUGGUUUGGCUAUGAGGAUGAUGAAAACACCUGGCAGACAGAAUACUCUCUGCAAAGUCAUUGCUCGAGACUAUUAGAGAGCUUCUGGAAUCACGUCGGCGACGGUAAUUACGAUUUCGCAUGCACGGGGCGUAUCAUCAAGGCGGAUCCCGAGUGGAUAGCGAAAGAACAAAACUAUUUCCGCGAUACAUACAUCCACAAAACCCACGAAAGAUUGACCAUCAGGAUACCGGCCCGUCCCCUUGUAGUGCAUCAGGAGCAUAAACAAGUCCCUUCACCCCAUGAAUCGACCUCCCAUCGCCGCGACGACAAGAUUCCCUCCACAGCACGGUCCGCGGAUGCACCAGGCAGCCUACCAGAAACGCCGAGGGUCUCAAGAGGUCCUACCACUCAAACUUUGCCUACUUUCAGUCCCAACGACCAAAGCGAACAACAUUCCAAAUCUAAGUACUCUGGGCUUAAAUUCUAUAAAUCUGGUAGUGCUGACUCUAUCUUUCUGGGCGGGUAUGAUCCCCACGCGUCAAUUUCGAAGGACGUCGGUGACGCAUUGUUUGCAACCGCCACAGAUAGUACCAUGACUUCAGCCCUAUAUGAUGAUGGCAGCUCCUAUCCUGUCACUGACAAUGACUUUGAGGAUGACUUUCUUGCCGAAGCUUUCAGGCUUGACGAGGCUGACUCAGAGGGUCCUUUUAUCGAUGACAUUUGGAAUGGCGAUCUUUUUGUCAAAGUUGGCGGACGAGAACUAUUCUGCCAAUGUAUCAAGGUUUCACCCAAUUCGCCUGCUGACAAUGACGAACGUAUUCGUACUGCUCUUCGAUCUCUAUCUGACAUUUCUGGGACAUCCGACCAUGAGAAGCGUCACAUUUCCCUUGACGGCUUCUAUCUAGCGUCAGAUCUGAAGUCGAUUUUGACAGGGAGGCUUGUAGGAUUAAUCAAUCCUUCAACUAUCUCUACUCAAGAUUGCUUGCAAAAGCUUCAAGGUUGCAUGACGAAAUACUCUUUGGUAUCACUCCUACAAGUCCUGGCCCCCAGCGUCGAGACCCAAUAUCUGCUGUUCUUUCCCCCGUCAUUGAAGGGGCUUUGUGGGAAAUUCCACCUCUCCCCCGUCUCCAUUCAUGAUUCGACACUGAUGGUAAUUUUGCUCUCGGCUGCCAUACCGGAAUUUGGAGGCAUUCGACGGUUUGAUUGUCUCGUAGGCGAGGUACUCUUGCCUAUUUCUGACUGGACAGCAUUCUACUCUCGCGACGCCGUUUCUAUCUUGGGAGUUCCCGAAUGGUUGCUUACGUUUUUGGCGGAUUGUCGGUCCUACGCCAUAUGGCCCGCAGUUGGAAGUGAGCAGUCGCUGCAAACAUCACUGCUUCGAUCAAUCAUUCGCAAAUACUCGUUUGCCACAGAAUCUAAUUGGCAUAGUGCUGUCGUCCACGAAGCUGGAAUCAUCUUUGUUCAUAUUGGAUUUUUACGCCGCCUGCGGGAGUCUUUUGUUGUGGCCCGUAUGAACGAAGCUACGAUUGUUCAAUACGGAUCCGAUGAGACUGUUCAUUGCUACAAUUGGGGCAUGAAAAAAUUGUACCACUCGGGUGGUCUUGUCACAUUUACAGCAAGCACCCUACUUGAUCACCCGCUGCAUGUAUUCAAUCUUCUGGAGUCCGUAGAACGUCGGUUAGAGUGGGACCUCUAUGUCAUACCAUCAGUAUUGGAGAGAGCAAUCAACACACACUACAAGGACAGAAAGCAGGCACUUGCAGCCUAUGACAUGGGUGACUUUGUGUUCGAGCGUAUUCUCAAUGCUAUACAAGAGAGGACGUUGAUGUUCGCAUCAAUAUCAUCACCGCCAGACGACCACCCCCCGGUCGACUUGACAGAUUGGAACUUUCUCUCUGUAGGGCCAUGCACCGCUCGAGAAAUCCUCGAGUACUGCACGACGGACAUGACGGAAUACGUCAACCUCGAAGAGACUGCUCUUCUAGAUAAAGAUAUUAUUCCUGAUCUUGAGGGCAUGGCGACAGAGCCCGGUAUCGCAAACAAGUAUCGGCGCUACAUUGUGCUGACAUCGGAAAGCAAAAAGCAUGACAGUCUCAUGGUUGAAUGCAUCCCGAUAACAAAAUUCAUCUUUGAAAAUGCACCCUCUACAGUUAUCAAGCGGCCUUUCACUCAAGUUGCCACUAGUUUGUAACCCGCCCAGAUGCUUGCCCCGAACUCCUCGAGGUUUAGUACGA